Messenger RNA from Rana temporaria (common frog), 1559 nucleotides. RefSeq names its product dual specificity phosphatase 11 (gene DUSP11). Lineage: Eukaryota; Metazoa; Chordata; Amphibia; Anura; Ranidae. The record is from RefSeq and is a predicted model, not a curated record. Gene Ontology annotation, biological process: protein dephosphorylation. Gene Ontology annotation, molecular function: protein tyrosine/serine/threonine phosphatase activity; polynucleotide 5'-phosphatase activity.
GUAUUUGAGAACAAGUUGGCCCCUUUACAGAGAUUCUCCCCCUCCGACCUUCUCAGGGAGAUGGAGAAGCAGAAGGAGGAGCUGGGACUUGUUGUGGAUCUGACGUUUACCAAGCGAUACUAUUCUCCACAGGAGUUUCCAGCGUCAGUAAAAUAUGUAAAGAUCUUCACGGCUGGAAAGCAGGUUCCUUCGGAUGACGUGAUCUAUGAAUUUAAAUGCCUUGUGAAGCGUUUUCUGAGUGAGAACGCGGAGAAUGAUAAACUGGUUGGCGUUCAUUGUACUCAUGGGUUGAACAGGACAGGAUAUUUGGUUUGCAGGUAUAUGAUUGAUGUGCUUGGUGUGGUGCCAUCUGAAGCUAUAGAAAGAUUCAACAAAAGCCGCGGACACUGCAUAGAACGGGAGAACUACCUGGAUGACCUCUUAGAGGGCAAACCUAGGAGCAAUCAAGGAUCAGACCGCUCUGUGCUGCCAAAGGCCAGACACCAGCAACACACCCCUGGUAUGAAGGAGGUAGCUGACUUUAGACCACCUUUGUAUCCUCAGUCAUGGUUUCCAGGCCAGCCGUGUGCUAAUCCGAGUUGGGAUUCUAGAUUAUCUGCACCUCUAUUUUCUCAGCUGCCAGGGCCGUAUAUGCCUGGGCCUCAGUACAGCUUCCAGCAGAUGGGCCGAGGGCCCCCUGGGUAUCCCUUCAUCAAUCACCGUCCAAGAAUUCCUCCACCGGGCUUUCCACAUCCUCCUCUCCCCGGACAUCGCAUCCCACAGACAGACCUCAGAGGAGGACCACAAAGACACCGACACCAUCCCAAGAGAUACUUCGCUCAGCAGCCGGAUGAUAGGCCUGUGAAUGGUGCUCCUGGGUGGCACCCGACUCCUCCAAACUAUGGCGACAGUAUUGAUAGUCGGGGUUCAGGCCCUCAGGGGCGUAAUGGGCCUUACAGCAGAUGGCCAGGGCAAGGCCACCGAGGAAGCCACGGAGAACAGUGACAAUAACAACUGAUACUAGAAGAUUGCUUGGGGCCACACCUGUUUACUCUUUUAUUGUAUUGAUUUUAUUAUUUUACGUAUAUUGUAUUUUUAAAUGAAUUUGACGACUGGAAAUGACCAAAUAAACAGAGAUAACGGUCAGAUGCUUUAAUGGUUGUAAAGUGGUAAUCCAUUGAAGGUAGACUUGUUAGGCAAUAAUUCUGUUCCGUCUACCACACGAUCGUUUUAUGGGACGGAUUAUCUGUUCUCGCGGAGGGAUCUUUUAGGCGUGGAGACCGCCAUCUUUCUAUACACCUAAUUCUACAUCUGACACUUCAGAGACGAGGGCAGUGCUAUAGCUGUAUAUAGGAAUGGGAGGUAUGCGGGGCCCUCGGUGUAUCCAUGUCGUCUGUUCAUUGCGUUGUUUGAUUGGCCUUUUAUAAAGCAGUACUCCUUGUAUAUACAUUUUCUGCAACAAAUCAAAUCUUUGCUCUGACUACAAUGUAUCAAUUCAUCACAAAUGAAUGCGAGUGUCGCAGGUUCCUGCUCUGUGAGCAUCUUUACUGCCUUAAUAAAUGACGUGGUUCAGCUCCUCA